Messenger RNA from Thelazia callipaeda (thelaziosis nematode), 663 nucleotides. The record is from the annotation of a GenBank genome assembly. Lineage: Eukaryota; Metazoa; Nematoda; Chromadorea; Rhabditida; Thelaziidae.
AUGGUAGAUAACGAAGCGAAAGGAACCGCAAGUUUGGGCAAGAAGUCUUCGAAUAGAAACUCGCCUAAUUCAACUGCUAGAAAGGCUUCGAGCAAUAUUUCGGAUCAGCCAGAUCAUUUAACUGAAGCAUCACUCAUUUCGCAACCUUUGAAAAUGCUGCCGGUUAUUAAUUCUGAUGAUCACAGCAGCUUGGAACAAAUAAAAACUGAUGAAAAGAAAAACAUUGCACAGAAAUCGUCUGCUACGAAAAGAGUUCCUUCGCAACGUGGAACGAAAUCCCGAUCACGUGGUCGUACUCCGCCUCGUACGGUUAAAAAAGCGAAAACUAAAAGUGUCAUUGAAACGAAAUCGGAUGACAAUUUGUUUAAAGAAAUUAAACAUCGUGCAGUGCACCAUAUGACAGAUGGAGAUCUCAUUUCAGAAAAAAAUUCCAAUGCUGAAAGCGAUUUUUCUAGCAUUGAUUUUGGAGUAUUAUCAACUGAAACUCUAAAAAAGUAUCGUGGGGAAAAACUCUUCUUUUUGAAUCGCGAAGAACUUAGAAAACAAUUUUCUUGCUUUCUUAUUUUUCCUCCAGCUUUUAAUGGCUGUUUGCUAUAUGGUCAUUCUUUACAAGUUGCUGGUAUAUUUCGGUGGCGAUGUCAUGAUGAGCAUCGCAUGGAAUAG